Struthio camelus australis is the source of this 1777-nucleotide messenger RNA. NCBI's taxonomy places the organism in Eukaryota, Metazoa, Chordata, Aves, Struthioniformes, Struthionidae. The record is from RefSeq and is a predicted model, not a curated record.
ACAGCAGCGAAAAUCUAGGGACAGUGACAAGUUGCACGCUCCAGAUGGGAAUUAUAUAGAAGAUGCAGAGCCUUCUGAAUUUGAAAGCAGACCAACUAAUUCAUCUAUUCCAAAGAUGCACAGUAAUGCUAGUUCCACAGACAGGGCUAGUGCCCACUAUUAUUGCAGAGAAUGGCGUUCUGAUGAACACAGUCGAAAGCGUUACGGUGGCUCCGUUACUUCGUCCAUGUCCACAGUUCCCAUACCAUUACUACAUUCUGCACUUAACCGUCAAGGGUCCUUAGCUCAGUCUGCCCAUAGACCAGCAUCCUCAACAAACAGGAGCGCAGCAACAGUUUCUCCACAAACACUGAAUUUGGAUGGCAGUUCAAAAUUCAGUAUGCAUGCACCUUUGUGUUUUUUGCGCAAUAGGGACUGUCUGUCUACUCCAGGAAGUUCUGAUGUUCCACCGCCUCUUCACAGUAUACCUGAAGACAGCAGCUUACUGGAAGCUAGUAUCAGAGACAGUUUAAACACUUCAUCUCCCAGUGGUGCCUCACACGAUGGCGAGAGCUUACAAAAUUCACUUAGUUCUUUAUCUCUAGAUUCUUCCAGCCCAUCUUUGUUUCAGACAAGAUUCGCUCCAGAUCUCCAGGCAGCUUCUGCUUUGUAUGAUCAGUUGCCAUUUGCUUUGCCAGCAGCACUGGCGUUACAAAAUUUAAGUAGCACCGUGAGCAACACGACCGCCUCCCAGUCAGCGAGCACAGAGGAAGUGAAGAAGCCACAGGCAGAUCAAGAGAAACUUAAACAACUGCAGGAAAGCGUCCUGGCAGAAGACUCGGGAGAAGAAGGAGAUCAGUGUCGUAUAUGUCAGAUUGCUGGGGGUUCUCCUACAAAUCCACUGCUAGAGCCAUGUGGCUGUGUGGGAAGCCUGCAGUUUGUUCAUCAGAAAUGUCUCAAAAAAUGGCUCGAAGCCAAAAUAAAGUCAGGUGCUGAUCUGGGGGCAAUAGAGACAUGCGAGCUGUGUAAGCAGAGCCUAACAAUUGAUCUGGACGAUUUUAACGUAAAUGAGUAUUACAGAAACCACCACUACUCACAGGCACAGAAUGAACUAACAAAUCUCUAUCUCGUGCUGCUUUUCAUGUUUGGGAACUCAUGAGACAGAGCUACAAUCUGGCCACCAGAAACAGGGUUCUGGCUCUGAGAAAAACAGAUAAAACAGCUCAUGACUUGGAAUUCCACCAAGAAGCCUCUUAUCUUGAAUACCCUUUUCCAUGUCUUUUAUACCCCUUGUGUUUUCUCCUGCUUUACACCAAACUAAACAAUUGUAUGUAUGUCAUACAGUCCUUUCAGUAGUUCCAGUGAUGUCUUUAAAAGUCCAAACACUGACCGGUAAUUACUUUAAAAGAACAUAGGUCAAGGUAACCAGUAGCAAAAUCAACGUGGUGUUUCUAUUGAUUAUGUCCUAAAAUGGCCUAACCUAAUUGGAAACACUUGGCUAGUAAGUUCUUUGUGUUUUUAACUUCUUUAAUCUUUAAAAUCACAAGCUACUGAGAUGCCUGUGGUUCCUUUGCUGUGUGUUUUGAGCCACAUAUAAUACUGACAGUCUGUGGUUUUGACGAUUUCUCCUGAUUAGAGCUUGAGCUUAUGAGGUGAUGUGAUCAAAUACACAGCUUACAACCAAAAGGUCCAAACCACACUUUUACAUGUGUUGAUUCGAUACACAUAGCAACAAACCAUCCAAGUGCAUUGCCUUCACCUUGACUGAGACAAAUUUUCAGUAAAGUUCUUGAAUUUA